This is a messenger RNA of Anoplopoma fimbria (sablefish), 1411 nucleotides long. It is a transcript of the gene unga, whose product is annotated as uracil DNA glycosylase a. NCBI's taxonomy places the organism in Eukaryota, Metazoa, Chordata, Actinopteri, Perciformes, Anoplopomatidae. The transcript is spliced from 7 exons. Gene Ontology annotation, biological process: base-excision repair, AP site formation via deaminated base removal; base-excision repair. Gene Ontology annotation, molecular function: uracil DNA N-glycosylase activity. The record is from RefSeq and is a predicted model, not a curated record. Gene Ontology annotation, cellular component: nucleus; mitochondrion. Bases 142 to 1044 code for a protein of 300 amino acids.
UAUUUUUGGCGCGAAUACUUCAAUAGCAGUAAAGACAGUUUGUGUUUUCUGAGGGGACCGCUGCCAUUGUGAGCUUACACCAGCUAAUAACUUAACAUAAGUAGUUUACAGCAGCGUGCCGCCAAGGUGUUUCUCAACAAAAUGAUUGGACAAAAAACUAUUAACUCGUUUUUUACGCCUGUGUCGAAGAAGAGGAAUUCUAAGGAUCUAAAUGAAGCCGAGGAGGAUGCCAAGGACCCGAAGAAGCUGAAGUCCUUGGCGGGGAAGCCAGAGCCGUCCUGCCCGCCUCCUGCUCUUCUUUCCCGGGAACAGCUGGACCGGAUCGCCCGCAACAAGAAAGCAGCGCUGGAGAAACUGUCUUCUGCUCAAACACCUCCGGGGUUUGGGGAGAGCUGGAGGGAGGAACUGUCGGAGGAGUUUCGAAAACCCUACUUUAAACAACUGAUGACUUUUGUGUCUGAAGAGAGGAAACACCACACUGUUUACCCACCUGCUGAACAUGUCUUCACCUGGACUCAGACGUGCGACAUUCGAGAUGUCAAAGUGGUGAUUCUUGGCCAGGAUCCAUAUCAUGGUCCUAACCAAGCCCAUGGAUUGUGCUUCAGCGUACAAAAACCAGUGCGUCCUCCGCCCAGUUUAGAGAACAUGUACAAAGAACUGGUGUCGGACAUUGACGGCUUUGAGCACCCAGGACAUGGAGAUCUGACUGGAUGGUCCCAACAAGGUGUGUUGUUGCUAAACGCUGUGUUGACCGUCCGAGCUCACCAGGCCAACUCCCACAAAGAAAAAGGCUGGGAGACCUUCACCGACGCCGUGGUGCAGUGGCUCAGCGACAACCUGGAAGGCCUUGUCUUCAUGCUUUGGGGAUCAUAUGCUCACAAGAAGGGAGCUGCUAUAAACAGGACACGUCACAACAUCCUGCAGGCUGUGCAUCCUUCUCCCUUGUCUUGUCAUAGAGGAUUUUUCGGAUGCAAGCAUUUCUCAAAGGCCAACGAGCUGCUAAAGAAAUCCGGAAAGUCUCCCGUAAACUGGAAGGCACUUUAAGAUUUUAUUCCUGUUUUCUUACAUGUAUGUUGGUUAAAUACAGACCAAAACCCACCCAUAAGCUUUAACAGUUUCCUAUGUGUAUGUGCAGUGAUUUCUUUAUGUUGGCGUUUCAACUGCUAUGUUUUGUGUUUACACUGAAUUUCCUUAAAUGCCUUUUCUCAAACUGUUUUUUCAACAUUGUAAAUAUUUUUGUGUUUUCUUUUUUACUUUUUAUUGAAAUGUUGGUUCUAUUAAAGUGGUUCCAAAAGUUGUUUGAUAUUAAUGUCUCUAAAUUUGCUCAGUGCAGUCUAAAAUAGGCUCACUUCCUCAGAUCUCAUAGAGCAGAUGUAGUAGGUGUUUCCGUGUUCCCAUACAGAGUUUCAGG